Messenger RNA from Medioppia subpectinata, 702 nucleotides. The record is from the annotation of a GenBank genome assembly. NCBI's taxonomy places the organism in Eukaryota, Metazoa, Arthropoda, Arachnida, Sarcoptiformes, Oppiidae.
AUGCAUCAGGUCCCCCGUUAUAUAAUAACAUUACAUGAAUUACUCGCUCAUACGCCACACAAUCACGUCGAGAGAAAAAGUCUGGAAAACGCUCGCAUCAAACUGGAAGAGCUCUCACGGCAAAUGCACGACGAAGUGAGCGAAACAGAGAAUAUACGAAACAAUUUGGCGAUUGAAAGGAUUAUUGUCGGCGGAUGUGAUAUACUAUUAGAUGUGAACAAUGUAUUCAUCAGAAAAGGUGGUGUAAUACAAGUGUUAGGCACCGAUAAACUCAAGUUUCAGCGCUCAAGAAUCGGCUCAUUUCGGGGCGAGAAAGAGAUUAUCCGUCAGUGCUAUCUCUUCACUAAUCACAUGCUAUUAUGCACUCGUACUUCGGGUGGAAAAUUAACCUUACUCGAGGGAAUCGGCAAAAUUCCGUUAUCUGAGGCGACACUCAUAGAGGAUCCUAACGAACAGUUUCAGUUCACUGUCGAUGACGGCGGUGAGGCUAAGGAGGGAUCUCUAAGUUCAGCGUCGAGUCAUUCGAGCGAAUGUGGGACUGGUAUUCAACCGGCAUCUAUCGGAUUAGCUUCUGGUGGCAAAGACUAUGGAGGUCUCGACUUUAAGAUUAUAAUUGAUUCAAAGACAGGACCCGCCAAUACAUUGCAUUUAGUGGCGCCUACAAUGCAAGAGAAGGCCGCCUGGACUUCAGAUAUCAGUCAG